Messenger RNA from Drechmeria coniospora, 1437 nucleotides. RefSeq names its product Hsp90 co-chaperone Cdc37. Gene Ontology annotation, biological process: protein folding; protein stabilization. The record is from RefSeq and is a predicted model, not a curated record. Gene Ontology annotation, cellular component: cytoplasm. NCBI's taxonomy places the organism in Eukaryota, Fungi, Ascomycota, Sordariomycetes, Hypocreales, Ophiocordycipitaceae. The transcript is spliced from 3 exons. Bases 1 to 1437 code for a protein of 478 amino acids. Gene Ontology annotation, molecular function: heat shock protein binding; protein-folding chaperone binding; protein kinase binding.
AUGCCGGUGGAUUACAGCAAAUGGGACGCGCUGGAGCUCAGCGAUGAUUCCGACAUCGAAGUGCAUCCGAACGUCGACAAGCGAUCGUUUAUCCGCGCGAAGCAAAAUCAGAUCCACCAGGAGCGCCAUCACCGCAAGCUCCAGAUCGAGACGCUCAAGUAUGAGUUUGUCAUCAACGAAGGCCUAAUGCACCGCAUUUCUGCCCUGCUGGCGUCACUCAAAGCACAUGCCUCGGAAGCGACGACCAGAAACCCGGGCGAGAUUGCUUUUCAGGCUGUCAUGGAGUCUGCGAGGAACCUUAAGGAUGACAAGCCCCCGCCCCCGCCGGCGGGAGUCCACAGCGAGGAGAGGGAACAGCAUUCGUACUCCAAGAUGAUGGCCGUGCUGUUGGACCAGGUAAACAAGGCGUUGGACGAGAAGAAGCCCACCGAUCGGUACAGCGCGAUGAUUGAGGAGAUUCAAGAGCAUGAGAACAAGGUCAAGAAGCUGCAGCGGGACCUGACGGCGAAGUUGGCGGAGCUGGAGAAGGAGGAGAAGAAGAAGAUUACCAGCGCUGACAUUCACACCGGAUUCGACAGCUCACACGUGGCAAAGCCGCAACCGGCUGGCCAGAAGCAGGAAUCGACGCAGGUUGAGCUGUUGAACCCCAACAGCCUGUCGUCGGGCACCACAUCGUCCGGGGAGACGACGACGGCCGAGGGCGAUGAAGAGGUCGAAGCAUCGGCCGCGGCGAAGAAGUUUGCUCAGAUCAAAGAAAAUGACUACGGCGCGAGUCUUCAGUACAUAUCACAGAACCCCCAGAUCCUGACGGAGCGGGAAACGGACGGACUCUUGGUCCUGGCUUUCGACGCCGCCCUGGAGCGCCAGGACGACUUCUGCCGGCAAUGCGUCCACCAAGCGCUGCUUCUGCAGUACUGCCGCGUCCUGGGCAAGGACGGUGUCGGGCUCUUCUUCAAGCGCAUCAUGACGCCGGGCCACCAGGCAAAGGGAGUCUUCUACAAGGAUGUGCAGGAGACGUACAUGAGGAUCAGGAACCGGUCGCGGGAGAUCAUCGCGGAGAGGGCCAAGGAGCCCGAGGGCGUCGAGCAGAUUCAACUACACGCAGUAGAGCCGGGGACGGUCAUCAACAUCAAGGUGCCCGCCGCCGACAGCGACGAUGCCGAGGUGCAGAAGGCGCGCGAUAUUUUCAACGGCUUCAAGCCGGAGAUGCAGAGAGCGCUAGAGUCGGGCGAGCUGAACGAGGUGAACAAGGUGCUUGGCGAGAUGGCGGUGGAGGAUGCCGAAGCCAUCCUGGAGGAGUUUGGAGCGGCAAACAUCCUUAGUCUCGAAGAGCAGAUUAUCGAUACGACGACGGAGGAGGGCCAGAAGCAGCUCAAGCAACUGGAAGCUGCAGCGGCCGCUCCCACAGAGACCACGACGGAGGAUCCGGAGCUGUAA